AUGAUUUGGGCAGAGUUUACACCUGUGAAUAGAAAACCAGGUGUCAUCAAUGGUAGUUCCAAGGGCGAGAAUAGAAAGGGAGUUGCCAAGAAAUCGACGGAUGGAUCGAGACAAAGAUCCAAGGAGGCACCUCGUUGCUUGCAGCGUGUGGCCAGCCCGGCAGACCGGCGUACUACCGGUCAAAAAACCCUCGAGGAGCUGCCCAACCACGGACCACCAUGGUGUUUACAUGAAGCUCGUGAGACCAUAAAUACCAGCAAAAUGGUGGGCUCUAGCAGCUGGGCUAGAACGGCCCUAGCCGCGACUCGUCCAAGUCGGCCUGGAAAGCGUAGAGCCGCCACCAUGAUCAGGGACGUGUCGGCGUGCAAUACCUACAACUACGGGGACGCCUUCUAUUGGGACACCCGCUACGAGCAAGAAGCGAAUUUCGAUUGGUACCAGCGUUAUUCGGCUCUCCGCCCAUUUAUUCGGAAGUAUAUUUCUCCGAGUUCUCGCGUCCUCAUGGUUGGCUGUGGAAAUGCCGCUAUCUCGGAAGACAUGGUUAAAGACGGGUUUGAAGAUAUAAUGAACAUCGACAUAUCCUCUGUGGCAAUUGAGAUGAUGAGAAACAAACAUGAGCACAUACCUCAAUUGAAGUGUAUCCUUGCGGAAAUGAGUAUUUAUGCUGUAGAAUUUUCAAGGGCUCAUCUUGUGCUGUUUCUUUAUCCAGAUAUGCAAAUGGAUGUUAGGGACAUGAGUUUCUUCCCAGAUGAUUCAUUCGAUAGCAUCAUUGAUAAAGUGUGGUACCGAUGCUCCAACCAGUGCUUCUCAAAUGUUGGGGGAAGUAAGCAGAUAACAUAUGGCGAUCCUUCUGCGCGGAUGCCCCAUAUAAAUCGAAAUGUUUACAACUGGAAAAUUGAACUGUAUAUCUUGCCUAUACCUGGAUUUAAAAGGCCAGCUGGGUCAACUUCUUUGAAGUCACUCAUGGAGCCCGUUCCAAUCACAGAUGAAGGCUUACUUCCUGCAGAUUAUGUUAUUGAAGAUCCUGAUUCUCAUUUCAUUUAUGUCUGUAAAAAGAUAAAUGAGCCAACCGAUUUUGACGAUACAACUUCAAUCCUUUUGCCUGAUGAUGCAAUUCAGAGAUAACAAAUAGAACAAACACGGCUGAGGGAACGGGAAAUGGAGACUCUGGCCUGGUUUAGAUGGGAAAUUAAGGUGCUGAUUGAAUUAAGCAUUUGGAGAAAGAUUAAGCUGUGAUUUAGGUACUCGUGGGUGGCUUUCCCGCCCCACUGGCUCAUGGGGUAGUCGAUUUUCGUUGUGAGUUUAGCAAAAGCCUGGUCAGCGAAAUUUAUGAGCUCGAAAAGAUUUUGGAAAAAUUGCAUGGAAAGAGACUUGGGUGAUUUCGCUAGCUUGACCGUGGUUUCUUUGAGAAAACUCGAUAUUUCGGAUUGAAAAUCAUUCAACGAGGCGAGCGCGGUUUUGGAGUUUUUAUGGUGGCAUCCAAGUUUUUCUGCAAAGAGCACCAUUUUGAAGGUUGUAGUAAUUUGCUUUGGUUCCAAAUGUGUGUGUUUUUGUGGGGGCGUGGUUUUGGUUUUAUUUAUAUAGGCAUCUUUGCCGUAGUUUGGAUUGGAAUGUGGUUAGUCUAGCUUCGGACAAACGCUAGCUAAAUUUAUUAUGGCAUAGGAUCUUAUAUUGUUAAUCAUAUUACAAUAUUGACAAUCUUAUACUAUUCAAGAUACUACAUUAAUUGGAAGUUUAAUACAUACUGCUUUUACCAUUAAUAGUACCAAUGUAAUACUUGUAUGUAUU
Molecule: messenger RNA, 1788 nt
Organism: Striga asiatica
Lineage: Eukaryota; Viridiplantae; Streptophyta; Magnoliopsida; Lamiales; Orobanchaceae
Source: the annotation of a GenBank genome assembly